UACCCACCAUUUCUUGUUCUUGCCCGACUUUUUCCUCAGCUCUUUCUACUUUACCAACACAUUUUUUCUCUCCCAGACCCCAAUCUUGGAUUUUUCUUCACCCAUCUGAUCUCUCCUUCCUCUCCACUCUUCUUCGCACGCUCUGGAGGUUUACUCCCUCUACCCACUGUCUCAAUCCCUCCCAUUUCAGUCUUUUUGCACUUGGUUUCUUCUCAGGGCGCGAAUUUGCUUCUAAAUGUGAGUAAAUGUGUUUAUUCCUAUGAAGGGAGUGGUGAAGUUCCUCAAAGAAGUGAUUUUGUUCUGAGAGAAGGUACCAGAUGUCGCAGGGGAAGGCGACUAUGGUGGAUGAUGGAGUGGAAUACUCCUUCGCAAUGGAGUAUCAUGGCCCACCUAUCGCUCACGAGCUCCCACGAGCUGUACCAAUCAAUGUGGACAUGAUUCCGGUUGCUUCAGUUGUCUCACAGAUACCCUUAUCUCAUAGAUUUGGGUUGCCCGUCGUUCAUCCUAUUUCAGUGUCGGAUGUGGCGAAAGGGUUUUCCAAGGAACUGAAGAGAAGCUCCAAUUCCACUGUUUCCCCAACCUCUGUGAUUUCCCUUGACAGGAGGAGUACCCGGUACGAGGAUGAAUCUGCCAGAAAAGAGUUAGCUUUAGGGUCUCAGACUAAUCUGUCUCCAUGCUCGGUCAAUGAUGUUAUUGAUGAGAGAUUGCCAAGUAGUAGUGAUUGCAUUCCCAAUGAUGAAUCUAGUAGUUCUAGUCGGGUGGAGGGGGAAGGCGAGUUUUCUGGUGCGAUUAAUAUAUUGACCGAGUUAGGGUCUUCGUCCUCAAGACAAGAGCAUUCAGAUGAGUUAUUGGGCAGGGUGGGGAGUUCUGGUGACUUCAGAUUCUCCAGCAGCUUCGAGAUGUCCAGGGAAUUUUCUGGAAGUUCUCAGAGAGUGAAGAGGUUUCCGACUUCUGGUAAAGGGAGUGAACCAGAUUGGGCCUCUAAUGGUUCGGUGAUGAGUUUUGAUUAUCCAUCUUCUCGAGUUUCUUCUUCUAAGUUUGAGGACAACAGUAAUGAACAUGGACAAGAACUAAAGCGAGGUUCAAUUGUGACUUUUUGUAAUAUCAAGUCGGAUGAUGAAGAUAUUCGUGACGAAUUUAGUGGUCCUGAACCAGAAGUGACAAGGCCUAAGAAGGAACCUCAAGUGAAGGUGAAGAAAGGAGUAUGCUAUAGGUGUUGUAAGGGAAACAGGUUUACUGAGAAGGAGGUCUGUAUUGUGUGUGAUGCAAAAUAUUGCAGUAGGUGUGUGCUUCGAGCAAUGGGGUCUAUGCCUGAGGGAAGGAAGUGUGUGACUUGCAUUGGAUACCCAAUCGAUGAGUCCAAGCGAGGAAAUUUGGGCAAAUGCUCCCGAAUCCUAAAACGUCUGCUAAACGAAUUGGAGAUUCAACAGAUUAUGAAGACUGAAAAGUCAUGUGAAGUGAAUCAAUUGCCACCCGAGUAUGUGUGUGUGAAUGGAAGGCCUCUUUGCCAUGAAGAACUUGUUAUACUGCAGAACUGUGCGAAGCCUCCCAAGAAACUUAAUCCUGGAAACUAUUGGUAUGACAAAGUGUCUGGUCUCUGGGGAAAGGAUGGACAAAGACCUUCACAAAUUAUUAGCGCUCAUCUAAAUGUCGGGGGUCCUAUAAAGGUGAAUGCUAGUAAUGGGAACACUCAAGUUCAUAUAAAUGGCCGUGAGAUUACAAAAGGGGAAUUACGCAUGUUACGGUUAGCAGGAGUUCAAUGUGCUGGCAACCCACACUUCUGGGUGAACGAUGACGGUUCAUACCAAGAGGAGGGACAAAAAAAUACAAAAGGUUACAUAUGGGGCAAGGCUGGAAUGAAGCUGGUGUAUGCAGUGUUUUCACUUCCAAUUCCUUCAAAGUCAUCUUCUGUUUCUGGGGAUCAAAUGACGGACUCGCUCAAUAGAUCAGUACCUGGUUACCUGGAGCAAAGAACACUUCAAAAAUUACUUCUUGUUGGAUAUAGUGGGUCUGGCACGAGUACUGUAUUCAAGCAGGCAAAAAUUCUUUACAAUGAUGUACCCUUCACUGAUGAUGAGUGCCAACACAUAAAAUCAGUGGUUCAGAGUAAUGUCUACAGAUACAUUGCCAUACUUCUUGAAGGACGCGAGCGUUUUGAGGAACAAUAUUUGAAUGCACUGCCAAUGAAACAACCAUCAGAUGAAUCUGAUCAAGCAGGGCAAAGUGGUGGAAAUGACCGGAAAAAUUUGUAUUCCAUUUCUGCUAGGCUGAGAGCAUUUUCUGAUUGGCUUCUCAAAAUUAUGGCUUCUGGUAACUUGGAAGCUGUCUUUCCAGCAGCUACACGAGAAUAUGCUCCAUUAAUUGAAGAGCUGUGGAAUGAUGCCGCCAUCCAGGCUACAUACAGACGGAGAAGUGAACUGGAAACGUUACCUGGUGCUGCAAAUUAUUUUCUUGAGCGGGCUGUGGAUAUUUUGAAAGUGGAUUACCAACCUUCAGAUGUGGAUAUAUUGUAUGCUGAGGGUGUUACAUCCUCCAACGGGCUCUCGUGCAUGGAUUUUUUAUUCCCAGAGGCUGCGAAUAACGACAGCAUUGAUAGUUGUAUCCAGCCUGAUUCCUUGCUCAGAUUCCAGCUGAUCAGAGUACAGGCAAAAGGGUUUGGAGAAAACUGCAAGUGGAUAGAGAUGUUUGAGGAUGUUCGGAUAGUCAUUUUCUGCGUGUCUUUGAGCGAUUACGACCAAUACCGUGUAGAUGAGACAGGGGAGUUGGUGAACAAAAUGGUAUUGACCAAAAGGUUUUUCGAGAGCGUUGUCAGUCAUCCAACAUUUGACCAGAUGAACUUCCUCGUGCUGCUAAAUAAAUUUGACUUGUUCAAGGAAAAGGUUGAGCGCGUGCCCUUAACCAAAUGUGAAUGGUUUGCAGAUUUCCAUCCGGUGAUUAGCCGCCACGGUUCCAACCACUCCCCAUCUUUGGGCCAUCUUGCGUUCCACUAUAUCGCUGUCAAGUUCAAGAGGCUCUUUUCGGCUCUCACCGAUAGAAAAUUGUAUGUUUCCAUGGUAAGAGGUUUGGACCCAAAGAGUGUUGAUGAAUCCCUCAAGUAUGCAAGGGAGAUACUUAAGUGGGACGACGAGCGGCCGAAUUUUAGCUUCAGCGAGUCGUCGUUCUACAGCACCGAUGCAAGUUCCAUCUCACCUUAAUGAUGGGUCUUGUUCCACAUGCGGCUCUUGUACAUAUUUAUAUAUCUAUAUACUCCCUCUGUCCGAAUUUAUUUGUCCAUUUAAAAAAAAAUCAUUUUUCAAAUGUCAAAAAAGUCUUUCAAUUGAGUUCGUUACCCAUUCAUACUCUUAUCUUCUGGAUAUUUACGAAAAUUCAUCUUAAUUUCUUUAUUGAAUAUGAAAUGUGGAUAAUUGAAUCAGGAGAAAGGGAGUAUAUAUAUACACUAAGAUGGUUUACAUUACAUAAAAAAGAAAAGGAAUGAAUGAGAAGGAAAAUA
Molecule: messenger RNA, 3490 nt
Organism: Cuscuta campestris
Lineage: Eukaryota; Viridiplantae; Streptophyta; Magnoliopsida; Solanales; Convolvulaceae
Source: the annotation of a GenBank genome assembly